This is a messenger RNA of Epinephelus moara (kelp grouper), 5196 nucleotides long. RefSeq lists its product as uncharacterized. The transcript is spliced from 2 exons. The record is from RefSeq and is a predicted model, not a curated record. Lineage: Eukaryota; Metazoa; Chordata; Actinopteri; Perciformes; Serranidae. The coding region runs from base 50 to 4585 and encodes 1511 amino acids.
UCUUCAGAUUUUAGCCAUUUUGAGGACAUUUUGCAAUAGUUAAAUAUAUAUGAUCCUUUUUUCCAUAUUUCAGAUCUGUGUAUUAGACCAAACCAUGGAGUUCUGGCCCGAGAAUCAGGGACAGACGCCUCUAUACUCCAAAUUUGGUACUGUCCCUGGGAGAAAUUGUUCACAUAACUACCAUGACAGACAUCAGGUUCCCCAUUAUCCACUGUACUACGGUGAGCAGCAGGAUCAAGGCAGGGAGUCCAGUUACUGGACUGUACCAGGAUCGAGAACAGGAGGGGCUCCGCAGGAGUACACUAACUGGACGGACCAUGAGCUGACCACCCCUUCUUCUUCUCACUUCCCUUUUAUUCUGGACCGUCACGCUCAGCAGCAUCAGGACCUGGGAGACUAUCAGCUGCAUGAAGCCAGAGACAGAGAGUGGACAGCAGCUCAGCGAGCGGCGAGGGAAUAUGAGCGAGGACUUCUGAGGGAGGGAUGGCAGAGGAGGUGGGAGCCAUGUGGUCCUGUCCGCUACAACAGGGAAGUUUCUGCUAAGAGGAGCGACAGCAGCUAUAGAGAGCUUGAGGCUUGGGCAGCUCGAUACAGCCAUUCCCUUCCAAGGAGGAGACGUAUAGAGGCAGAGCUGAGGGGUGCCUCUCAGGGACUGUUGGAGAGCAGCAGGGCUCCAGAGAGGGACAGCAGGAGUGGGACAGAUCCUCGAGUGGCAGCGCUGCAACAAGUCAGACCAUCUGCAAGCAUCAGAGAGUCAGGACUGUGGGAUAGAGGGGGCAGACAGCAAGCUCCAACCUAUUAUCCAUCACAAACUCCUGCCACUGACACAAGUCACAUGCUGGACAUAAAAGAAAAGACCGGCUACCAGCGGAGGGUGUUCAGCCAACCUCCUGGCUAUAUUGCUCCUCCUCCCUAUGACAGCCCACAUAAAGGUUCACCCAUGCUGCAACACUGUGACACCAGUUGGGAGCAAGAAGGUAAGAGACAAGCCCACUGGUCACAGCCCGCACUCAGAAAGCAGGAUGCCUCUGUAGCUCUAAAGGAUCACAGAAAAGAAGAGAAAGAGGAGUUUACAAAGCCAGAUGUGAAUCAAAAAAUCUUCACAGAGCUUGAAGGACUAAAGCAGCGACGACAGGAAACAGAUACUUUAUUGGCAAGCAGUCCUUUGAGUAUCCAGGACACACAUAUACAGCAUGAGGGUACGCUGUCUCUGCAACAGCCACAAGUGUUACAAGCAGUUGAGAAUAAAAAGAUAAAUGAGGAACCACUCUCAAAAGUGAUUGAAGGAAGGAAGUUCAGAUUAAACAAAAAGGCAGGUGGGAUGACCAUAUUCUGCUUGGUGUCUCGAAUAGCAGGCACCACAGAAAGUCCAUCCUUGCCAAUUUGUAUGUCGCAAACAAACAUUCAAAACAAAGAAUUGGGAGGCGUUUCUCAAGGUCUAAAAGACAGUAGUGGCAUUAAUCAAACACACAAACUUGCAGAUGAGGUAGACUUCAGAGCGCCACCACUCACAGACCAGUCAAACACUGCUGAUGCUAGAAACGUCAAAGCCAAACAGGAGGAGACACCAACUUGUGUAGAAAGUGAGAUGCUUGAGGAUAAUCUAUCAAACAAAGCAGAUGUUGUUUCCCCAGAAAAAGCAAAUACAAAUGAUGCUGAUUCUACAUUUGGGAGACAAGUUGCUCAGUCAGUGCAGCCUGUGUCAGUCAAAUAUCCUUUGUGGAGGGAGCCUAGUAUCACAAGCAGGGUUGAAGCUGAGAGUUCAGCCACAUGUUUGAAGGAAAACAGCAAGGAAGGAGAAUCAGAUGUUCUGGACCCUGGUAAAGUUCAUCCGAUUGAUGUUGAAGUUAGGAGACUGGACAUCAAGACAGACACAGAAUCUGAGGACAGUAAGGGUCUACUGGUUAUUGACACAACCUGCGUUGUUGUUAAAAUGGAGCUGAUUCCAUCACCCAAGAAAGAGCAUGUUCACUAUUUACACACUGAACACAGUCCACUUGAUAUUCAGUCGACUGACUCUCCAGAAUUUGUCCAAUCAAACAGUCAGAUUAAUCAGGAUGUGGCAACUGACCAUAACGCAGAAGCAAACCCCUUCCAGGUGGAAGAAAUGCCAGAGACCGAACUAGACUCAGAUCUUACCGAGGAAAAGGCACCCGAGGAAGAAAGUGAAAUCUCCUCCCUUUGCAUGUCCUCAUCUCCAGUUUCUGAAAGGGAAACAUUGGAGGAGCGUGCUGAAAGGAUCCUAGGAAUCCCUCUACAUGACUGUGUUACUAAGCAACAACCUGAAGACGCAACAUCACUUACUGACUCAUGUGUGGAGGACCAGGAGGUUGAACUGUCUCAAAUUAAAGAUAACAACAUUGAUGAUGAUGAUGCAGAUGAACAGAUCCCAGAGGACACAAGAGAAGAGGGAGAGACACAGAAUCAGUUUGAGGCUGGCCAAACUGAUGAGUGUUUGCAAGAGAAUGAUGAUGCCAGAGAUCAGGCAGCAGAUGGAGGCAGUGGGGAUUUUGCAGGAUUUCAGGAUCGGGUGUCUGAAGAGCAUUACACCGAGUCCCAACUCCAAAUUGACGUCAAACCUUCCCUUGAAAUUGAAACGACUGAGGAUCCUCAGCUUAACCUUGCAAGUGAAGAGUGGACAACUGAGCAGGAAGAAAAUGAUAUAUCCUCUCACCAUCCCUCUCAGUGUCACAGUCCAACCACCAACCUCUCAAAUCCUUCUUUGCUUUUACCCGACCCAGACUGUGAAGAACCAAACCCUGCUCUUUCUCUCAUGCUGUCAUCCUCCGAUCUUACACCUCUUAUGCAAAUCCCAGAAUCAAACAUAGAGGAAAGCCCUGAUCCUGAGUUGAUUUCCCUCAGUUGCACAGAAAACCUAGCUCCUCACCCUGAAACCUCAUCUCUGCCUCACACUCCAUCACCUCCUCCCCUUGAAUUUACUGACGCCACUUUAAUUACAGACGAUUCCCCAAGUCCUUCUCCUCUUGGUUUAAUUGAUCAAACUGCAGAAACAGUGUCCGACAUUGAGGACCAGGAUGAAGAAGUUGAAACAUCACAGCCAAUCGACAAUGAGAUCAGUGAUCCCCUUGAGGAACUUGCCAAAGACAUGACAGAGGAGCUGCUGUCAGAGCAACAAUAUGAAAGUGGCCAACCAGAUGAUGAUGAUGCUUGUGUGAAAGAGAACAAUGUCACUGAUGAGCAGCAAACCAAAGAAGUCGAUAAGGAUCCUACAGAUCAUAUUACGGAACAGACCCUUAAGAUACUCCAGGACAAUGCCAUAGAGGUCGACAUUUUGCAGCAACAACUUGAAUGUGUCCAGGCAGAGGAUGUUGCUUGUGUAAUAAAGAGUUAUAUGACUGAAGAGCAGCUACUAAAAGAAGUCAGUGAGGAUCCUACAUGUCAAGAAAAUGUGACUGACAUUCAAACUCAAACAGAGGUCAACAUUUUGCAGCAACAGUCUGAUAAAGGCCAAGAAGAGGAUAUUUGUCUAAAAGAAAGUUCUGUGACUGAGGAGCAAUCACAAACAGAAGCUGAUGCGGGUCCUACAGGUCUUGUGGAACAGACACCAUCCAUAGAAAAUGCUACAGACUCUCAAACUCAAAUAGAGACCGAACUUUUGCAGGACAUUGAACCACAGACUGAACCCUCUGACUCUUCUUCUUUCUUGCCUUUAGUCUGUGAGGUGUCUCAAUCACCUUUCGAUGUGAUCUCACCCUCUGAGCUUCCUUCUCCACCACACGAAUCAAAUGAGCCAGAUGCAGAGUUUGUUUCUCUUUUUGGAAAAGUCUGUCCCUCAGUUUUAAAUCCUGAUUCUGCUCCUGCUGCUGGCAUCUCAGAAGCUGUCCCUCCUCCUCUUCAUGUGGACUCUUGUGAAUCCCUUCAGUUCUCAUCUUCUUCCUGCACUGAUUCGCCCCCAGUCCUGCCCUCCAGCUCUUCGACUCCUCCUCUGCAAGAGGGAAGUGGAAGAAUUGACCCCGACUCACCCCUCAAUGAAGAGCCCCAGUACCCCAAGUCCCUGUGGGAUGCGGUAAAUCGCAUUAGGAAACAUACAGCACCUGACUCUGAGAAUGAGGAGGAGGAAGUGAGUGAGAUGUGGGAUCCAGAGAGUGUAGGGGAGGACUUGGGUUGCCCAGAUGUGGUAGUGGGCAUGAAUUCUGAGAGGACUGUCCCUGAUGGAGCAGGGCAACAGGAGGUUUCAGCUGAAGGAAGUGUUGAGGAUGUAGAGGUUGGCCAAAUACAGCAGGAUCUGUGUCAUGAAGAGCCAAGUGGACAUGCUGAAGAGGACACACUGUCCUGCAGCAGCACCAGCAGCCACAGCUCUGGGGACACCGUUAUUGUAGCAGAUGAGGACGAGGUGGAAGAAACGGCACAUGAUGCCGGAACUGAAAGUAAGACAGGGAAUGAAGGGGAGUUUCAGACAGCUGAGGGAGAGCAAUGCUGCUCUGCUGAAGUAAAAGUUGAGACUGCAGCUAAGGAGGACGGAGACAAUGAUGGAGAUGAGAGCACCACAAAUGAGUCUAGUCAAGGAGAGGAGGUCCCUGCUGAGGCAGCGAAUAUAACAAUUGAGGAUGUGGAAAUGAUGUAAACAGAGCUAACAAAAUGAAGAGGUGGUUUUCAUGUCCUCGGAGGUCUCAGAUGAAGGGAUGACAUUUUGUACAUUUAAUGUAUUUUUUAAUUUCAAUGUAAUCUUAGAGCUUUUAUUUUUGACGGAUAGGUAAUAGUAGUGCAUUUACUGUAGCUAUAGAAAUGGAGGAAUUUGACAGUAAGGAAAUGUAAAAUAUCCAAACUAUGUCUGUUUGACAAUCUAUUUUUGUAAAGCAGAUCUUUUUCUCAGAAUCUAUUUAUCUGCUGUUUCUGGUAGAUGGUAGAUAGUUUAAGGUAAAUAUAUAGCUGCGAAAAUAUAAAAGUGGAUGUAAUAAGAGAUUUGAUUAUUUGGAGUGACUUCAUGGUGUGCUGAUAUUUCUGGCCCAAAUCAAUUGUUCUGUAUUGUAUGUAAAUACAAGGAUUGAGUGCUGUGAAAAGUUCAUCUCAUAUUGUGGUGAUAGCGCUUUGUUUGCUUCUGUUUCCAAGGUCAAAAGUGAACUUUCAUCAUCAACAUUUAGGCUAACAUGGACACAAAGUCCUUAAGUGAAAUGAACAUUUAAGAGUUAGCAAUUUUUUGACAACUGAACAAAGAUUGUGAUCCAACCAAAAGCU